GCCACCACAGACUCCACACCUUCUCCUUCUUCUCCUUCCCCUCCCCAACUCAUAUUCCGCCCUCUACCAGCAGCAGCGCACCACCGCAGCAUUUCAUGGCCAUGGCAACCCACGCUUCCCUCUUCACCCCUGCCAUCACGGCAUCGAACUCCAGCAAUGCAGUCCGCACCCUGCUCCCAAGCAAGCUCUCUGCUUCAUCCUUCUCCGGCCGCAAAUUGCAGACCCCUGCCGCUCCAUCCCGCCUCGUGAUCAAAGCUGCCGUGGAGGAAGCUCCAGUCGGCUUCACACCGCCGGAAUUGGACCCCAACACUCCUUCCCCCAUCUUUGGAGGGAGCACGGGAGGGCUGCUGCGCAAGGCGCAGGUGGAGGAGUUCUAUGUCAUUACAUGGGACUCACCAAAGGAGCAGAUCUUUGAGAUGCCCACAGGGGGUGCGGCCAUCAUGAGGCAGGGGCCUAACCUGUUGAAGCUUGCGAGGAAGGAGCAGUGCUUGGCCUUGGGCACCAGGCUGAGGUCCAAGUACAAGAUCAACUACCAAUUUUACAGGGUCUUUCCUAAUGGGGAGGUGCAGUACCUUCAUCCCAAGGAUGGUGUUUACCCUGAGAAGGUGAACCCAGGCCGCGAAGGAGUGGGCCAGAACUUCAGGUCCAUCGGGAAGAACGUGAGCCCAAUUGAGGUGAAGUUCACAGGCAAGCAAGUGUAUGAUUUGUAAGGUGGGCUUAGGCUGGAACCUUGAUCUGAUGGUUCAUGUGGAUGCAUUAUAUUAUGUGUAUUUGCAGCUAAUUUCUUAUCUUUGUGCAAUUUUAAAUUGGGUUUUGGUAUAUGAAAACUUUUAAGGGUUCA
Nymphaea colorata (pocket water lily) is the source of this 841-nucleotide messenger RNA. Its product is annotated as photosystem I reaction center subunit II, chloroplastic-like. Lineage: Eukaryota; Viridiplantae; Streptophyta; Magnoliopsida; Nymphaeales; Nymphaeaceae. The transcript has a single exon. Gene Ontology annotation, biological process: photosynthesis. The record is from RefSeq and is a predicted model, not a curated record. Gene Ontology annotation, cellular component: photosystem I reaction center; photosystem I. Bases 96 to 710 code for a protein of 204 amino acids.